Molecule: messenger RNA, 1455 nt
Organism: Haemonchus placei
Lineage: Eukaryota; Metazoa; Nematoda; Chromadorea; Rhabditida; Trichostrongylidae
Source: the annotation of a GenBank genome assembly
AUGCUUUCUCGAGCCGCUCGCCAGGCGCAAUUUGCCCUCCCUGUGCGAAAUGUAGCCAGCGUUGCGACGCGUGAGCCUUCUGGGCCAUCAAUGAAGACCAAAGUGCCAGGACCAGCUUCACUAGAAAUCAAAAAGAAGAUGGAUCCUUUGCAUCAAACGACGUCCGUUCGUCUGUUCGCGGACUUCGAAAAAUCGUUCGGUAAUUAUAUGGUUGAUGCCGACGGAAACACCCUACUUGACGUCUACACACAGAUUUCUUCUCUUCCGCUCGGGUACAAUCAUCCCGAUUUGGUCAGGGCCGCUGCUAGUCCACAUUUCAUUACGUCGCUGGUUUCACGGCCUGCGCUAGGUUCUUUCCCUCGAAAUGACUUCCCGGAUGGUAUUUCGAAAGCGCUCACUUCAGUCGCUCCUAAAGGACUUAAGGCUGUGCAAACAAUGCUUUGUGGAACUUCCGCUAAUGAAAAUGCCAUCAAGACAGCUUUCAUUUGGUACAUGACGAAUCGACGUGGUGGAAAUCCUCCUGAUCAAAAGGCUCUUGAAACUGCCAUGGUGCAAAAUCAGCCCGGAACUCCACGACUUUCCGUGCUUGGCUUUCAUGGUGCUUUCCAUGGGCGAUCCCUCUGCAUGUUGUCAGUUACCCGGAGCAAGGCUAUUCAUAAGGUCGACAUCCCAGCAUUUGAUUGGCCCAUUGCGAAGUUCCCUCGAUACAAGUAUCCGCUAGCUGACAACAAGGAGUACAAUGACGCCCAAGACAAAGACUGCCUUAAGGACGUUCGGGAAAAAAUCGCCGAAUGGAAAAAGAAGGACCACGAUGUGGCGGCGAUUAUUGUGGAGCCUAUUCAGGCUGAAGGUGGAGACAACUAUGGAAGCCCUGCUUUCUUCAAGGAAUUGCAGAAGAUCGCAGCUGAUAAUGGAAUUGUCUUCAUUGUUGACGAGGUGCAAACUGGUGGCGGAGGAACGGGCGAUAUGUGGGCACAUAGCCAUUGGAACCUUGACACUCCUCCCGAUAUCGUCACCUUCUCAAAGAAACUUAUUACCGGUGGAUAUUUCUACAAAGAACAUCUCCGUGUAAAAGAGGGAUACCGAAUUUACAACACUUGGAUGGGAGAUCCUUCAAAACUGUUCCUUUUGGAGAAAGUGAUCGAAGUCAUAAAGCGAGAUAACCUCAUCGAGAAAACUAAGAAAGUGGGAGAGACGUUCCAAAACGAACUGGCAAAACUGCAGGCGAGUCAUUCAUCUAUAAUCAGCCAAGCCCGUGGAAGAGGAACGUUCGCAGCCAUGGAUUUCCCUAAUGCUUCAGUUCGAGAUAAAUUUGUGGAGAAGGCAAUCAACCUUGGCCUGCAUUGUGGUGGAUGUGGAGAGAAGUCGUUACGUUUCCGACCAUCAUUAGUGUAUGACAAGCCGCACGUUGAAAUCACAUUCGAUCUGCUUGACAAAGCCCUUAAACAACUUUGA